AUGGACAGAAAAAUGCUCCGUAGCAGUGAUUCUGUGGUCGAAGUAGAAAAGAUGACUUUAAGUCCAUUGAGAACAAGAAAUAGAAUAAACAGUGACAGCGCAACUGGCUGUCCAGACUCCUUGAUUAAAGAGCUUCAUCACUUCAGGAUUCUGGGAGAAGAACAGUACAACCGCUACCAGCGCUAUGGGGCUGAGGAAUGUGUGCUGCAGAUGGGAGGAGUGCUGUGUCCAACUCCCGGCUGCGGAGCAGGUUUGCUUACUGAACCAGGAGUGAGGAAAAUUACAUGUGAACCAGGCAACGGAAUAGGCUGUGGGUUUGUGUUCUGCCGUGAAUGUAAAGAAGAAUACCAUGAAGGGGAAUGCAGCUCUCUCCACAGCACGCAGGGAGCCAUGGCCCAGAAGGGUUACAUAGUUGAUGAACGUGCAGCCAUGCAAGCUCGAUGGGAAGAGGCAUCUAGAGAAACAAUCAAGAAGACAACCAAGCCAUGCCCCAGCUGCAAUAUUCCAGUAGAAAAAAAUGGUGGCUGCAUGCACAUGAAGUGUCCUCGCCCUCAGUGCAGAUUUGAGUGGUGCUGGAACUGUGGCCUGGAGUGGAACAGAACCUGCAUGGGAGAUCACUGGUUUGACUAG
Phaethon lepturus (White-tailed tropicbird) is the source of this 630-nucleotide messenger RNA. RefSeq names its product parkin RBR E3 ubiquitin protein ligase (gene PRKN). Lineage: Eukaryota; Metazoa; Chordata; Aves; Phaethontiformes; Phaethontidae. The transcript has 6 exons. Gene Ontology annotation, cellular component: Golgi apparatus; ubiquitin ligase complex; endoplasmic reticulum. Gene Ontology annotation, biological process: regulation of cellular response to oxidative stress; regulation of apoptotic process; protein polyubiquitination. The coding region runs from base 1 to 630 and encodes 209 amino acids. Gene Ontology annotation, molecular function: zinc ion binding; ubiquitin conjugating enzyme binding; ubiquitin protein ligase activity. The record is from RefSeq and is a predicted model, not a curated record.